GGAAUUGAGUGCAUUGUGGAAUCGGCAGCCAUCGAGCAGAGUGCGAGCUUUCACUGUGUUUCUCUCGCUGCCCCGUCAGCGCAGCCCAUGAGGUCAGUCUUAUGGGCUCCAUUUCAGGAUUAGAAACGGAGGCCUAGAGAGACACCUGUCUUGCGCAGUCUCUGACCCAAGCCCAGGUCUUCCCACCAAUGCUGCCACCUUCCAGGGUCACCUCUGCUGAGAGCCGCAAAAGAGGUGGCAUCCUGCAAAUAUGUGUGGCUGGGACCCCAGGACAUAGUCCAGCCUUGAAGCUUAUAGACUGGGUGUGUCUAAGGAACAUGUGUUCCCUCGUGGAUUCACUCACUUAUUCGGCAAUUUGGGUGCGCACUGGUGUAAGAUGCAGAGGCAGCCCUGUCACCCAGCGGGGGGCAUGACAGCUUCGGUCCUCCAGAGGGAAAAAUGGCCUGAACUCUGAGCCAGAAGCCCCUUGUAUGUUGGGUGUCGGGAUGUCAGGGGCUGGGCGAGUUCCCGGCUCGCACGGAAGCCAGAAAAAACACAGGAGAGCGGAGUGACAACUCUGGAGUCGGAGAAGGGAACUCCGCCAAGAAUCAAAGGCAAAGGAGCUGAAGAGCCCACACUGGAGACGGGGGAGGAGGGACAAUGGGCGCGCCUUUCUGAGAGGCCUAGGCUGCACAGAGCGCCUCUGCCGCAACCCCAGUUGGCACGGGUUCAGAGGUGGUCGAAGCCCAUCACUUUGGGAAAGCUCCGGGUGUGUUCCCUGAGAAGGGCUAGCUGGCUGAUCUGGGGGAUUUGCGGUGACGUCUCUCGCGCCGGGGUUAGGAUUUCCCUUGCGGGAAGAGCUGGAGUGUGAUCGCGAGGCGACUGCCGGUGCGGCCCCGGCUGGGGCUGACGCUAAGGCUGGCGCUGGGGCAAGGAGGCACUGCUCUGCACCUGAGGCCGCUCGGAAGGGGCGCGCCCAGCGGAGGGGCCGGCCGAGGGCGGUGCGGGGAGAGGCUCGGCCCCUCCUCCCCGCCCUCUCUUCUCUAGGCAGGUCCGAGCCGAGAGGCUGCCGCGGGGCGCAGGGAGGGGAUCCGCGCGGAAACAAGGAGGGGCCGCCGUGGAGAUUCAUUGGAGCACCCGACGGCCCAAAGCUGAUAAAUAAGGGGCCCGGCGGAGGCCGGCGGCCGAGUUUAACCCCCGACCGGAGCCAGGGCCUGGUCACCACCGGCCCCACGAGGCGAAGUCCGGCGACCCCAGUGCAGCCAUGGCCUCGCUGCUAGGAGCCUACCCGUGGCCCGAAGGGCUCGAGUGUCCAACCCUGGAAGCCGAGCUGUCGGAUGGGCUGUCGCCGCCGGCCGCACCCCGGCCCCCGGGAGACAAGGGUUCGGAGAGCCGCAUCCGGAGGCCCAUGAAUGCCUUCAUGGUGUGGGCCAAGGACGAGAGGAAACGGCUGGCGGUGCAGAACCCGGACCUGCACAACGCAGAGCUCAGCAAGAUGCUGGGAAAGUCAUGGAAGGCGCUGUCACUGUCACAGAAGAGGCCCUAUGUGGAUGAGGCAGAGCGGCUGCGGCUGCAGCACAUGCAGGACUACCCCAACUACAAGUACCGACCCCGCAGGAAGAAGCAAGCGAAGCGCCUCUGCAAGCGAGUGGACCCUGGCUUCCUCCUGAGCUCCAUCUCCCGGGACCAGAACACCUUGCCUGAGAAGGGCACCAGUGGCUGCGGGGCACAGGGAGAAAAGGAGGGCAGGGGUGAGUACUCCACAGGUGCUGCUCUGCCCACCCUCCGAGGCUGCUACCACGAGGGUCCUGCCGGGGGUGCCCCCGGCAGCGUGGACACAUAUCCCUACGGGCUGCCUACGCCCCCGGAGAUGUCUCCCUUGGACGUGCUGGAGACGGAGCAGACCUUCUUCUCCUCUGCUUGCCCAGAGGAGCACGCCCACUCCCGACACCUGCCACACCUGCCUGGGCCACGGUACUCCCCCGAGCUGGCCCCUAGCCCCCUCCACUGCAGCCAUCCCCUGGGCUCUCUGGCACUUGGCCAGACCCCAGGGGUGUCAGUGAUGUCCACAGUUACUGGCUGUCCCUCAUCCCCUGCCUAUUAUUCCCCAGCCACCUACCACCCUCUCCACUCCACCCUCCAUACCCACCUGGGCCAGCUCUCCCCACCCCCAGAGCACCCUGGCUUUGAUACCUUGGAUCAGCUGAGCCAGGUGGAACUUCUGGGGGACAUGGAUCGCAAUGAGUUUGACCAAUAUUUGAACACUCCUGGCCAUCCAGACUCUGCCACUGGGGCUGGGGCUCUGAGUGGGCACACCCCACUCUCCCAGGUAACCCCCACAGGCCCCACGGAGACCAGCCUCAUCUCUGUCCUGGCGGAUGCCACAGCUGCUUAUUACAACAGCUACAGUGUGUCCUAGAGCCUAAGGCACAAGUCUGCCCCAGCCCUCACUGCCCUGUCCUUGCUGCGGACAACAUGAGCAGACUGCACAGAGCCACCAGCCUUCCUCCUGUCCCGGUGGUGGUGGGGCCCAAACACUGGCCAGGCAGCCUUCAUUCGACAGCUGGGAUGGCUCUGUGGAUCCAGCGCCCUUGACUUCCAUCACGUGAGUUCCUCUGGCUACAGCCCAGGAGCAGACACCUCCAGUCGCUGGGAUACUCUCUGCCCCCCAGAAUGAGCUGCCUGGCCCUGCCCUCCUGGCCCAUCGUAGGCAGGAGCCACACCUGCUCGCUGGGUGCUUGGGGAGGAAGAGCCACAGCGAGGACUCCAGCACAGCACCACCGAGGACACUGGUGCAGCCCUGCCCUCCACUCUGUGAAGCCACGGUGAGCUGGACGGCCAUGGCCUCCAUGUCUGCCAGGUUUCUGAGGUAGGGCUCUGGCACUGCUGCCUGAAGGACAGCGGGGCAUCCUGCUAGUGUGCAGCCUGGCUCUGCCCGUGGGCUCUGUUCCUGUUGCCUCCCUUCCACACUGACCCUCACUUGGGACGCAGGACACUUCCAGAUGUGACUCGGAGGUCAGACAGCAUCACUGGGAACAGCACUGAAGCUGGAUUUUUAAAGAUAUAUUUUUAGAUCAAUUCUUUUUAUUACACACUCUUGGAGAGAGUCGGUGAGAGACCCCCCUGUACUCACAUCUACGCACACCCUUGUGUGGUAUCAACCAGGUCUACCCAACUGCGGCUGUCUCUCACCACCUGUUGCUCCUGAAGCCCCAAAGAGCCAGGCCCCUGCCCACUCAGAGCCCCAGCCCCAGGCAGCCUGAGCGCAGAGGCAGCGCCAGCAACCGGACCUGCUGGUUUCUUGAGCAGAAUUUCACCACUCUUUCCCCUCUGCACCUGCACAAAGAGCCUGUCCCGCUCUUCAGCUUCCUUUCUCCCUUCCCUGGAAUGCUUCCUGUCUUGUGCUGGCUCUUGCUCUGCCCCUGGCAUGGGUCCCCAGUGCGAGGAGCCUCUGACUGGACCCCCAGGGUUUCCUUUGUCUGGAAGGACACUUUAUUUUCUGGUGAGCCAGCCAGUCCCUGAGAACUGUCCUCAGCCAGCACCUCUGCGAGGCUGGCUUCCCAGGCAGAAACACACUGUGACUCUGACACGGGCCCUGAGCCCCGACAGCCCAUCCUCCGUCCUCCCUGAACCCCUUCGAAGGAACUCGCCUCACAUGCCUCUUGUUGUCUUCGGACAUCAGCGUAUUAUUGCCGUGUGAAAUGUGUUUUAUAUAUUCUCCUAAUAUGUUCACUUUAUAUCUCAUAUUGUCCAUUCUUUUUUCCUUCCAAGCAGUCUUAUUGUAAAAUCACUUAUAUGAUUAAUCUUUAUGUUAUUAUUGUAUAUGCCAUUUGGUAACAAAUAGUAAACUGUUCUGGUGCACAGCCCAGAAGUGUAUUAAUAAUCUUGUAAAAUAGUAUCACCGACAUUAAGCUAAACUGUUGCGAUUUUUUUUUUGUAAGGACUACACAUGCUUGGAAUGGUUAUGAUAUUGAUUUGUCAAAAAUAUUUAAUUUAAAUAAACUUUUUUGUACCAUGA
This is a messenger RNA of Octodon degus (degu), 3997 nucleotides long. It is a transcript of the gene Sox7, whose product is annotated as SRY-box 7. The record is from RefSeq and is a predicted model, not a curated record. The transcript has 2 exons. Gene Ontology annotation, molecular function: RNA polymerase II cis-regulatory region sequence-specific DNA binding; DNA-binding transcription factor activity, RNA polymerase II-specific. Lineage: Eukaryota; Metazoa; Chordata; Mammalia; Rodentia; Octodontidae. Gene Ontology annotation, biological process: regulation of DNA-templated transcription; cell differentiation; anatomical structure morphogenesis. Bases 1244 to 2398 code for a protein of 384 amino acids.